Molecule: messenger RNA, 747 nt
Organism: Eruca vesicaria subsp. sativa (arugula)
Lineage: Eukaryota; Viridiplantae; Streptophyta; Magnoliopsida; Brassicales; Brassicaceae
Source: the annotation of a GenBank genome assembly
AUGAUGGUACGUGCUGAGAAUCGAGAGAUGGAGCUUAGAGAGGCCAUGUUUGACUGUCUCAAGGGGGAGAAGAUUUCGCAGCAUCACUAUCAUGAUGAAAGCUUUAUUGGAGAAUUUAAUCAUUUGAUUGAUGGUUAUGUCAAGAAACUAACUCACAGGAUCGAGAUCCUCAAGGCGAAUGGUGAGUCAGUUCCCCUUAAUGCCGCUGCUACAGAUGCAUCUGCUCCUGUUGUUGGUGAUGUGAACCAAGUUGUUGUCGGAUUCGAGGGUUCGGUAAGUAACCCUACUGAAGUUUAUGAUCAUAUGCCUCAAUAUGAUGAUAUGGAUAUGAGUGUGAAUGAGCAGGCUGGAAGUUCUAGUGAUCAUGUUCCUAACCAGAAUAUGAAUAAUCAAGAGCAAUUUCAAUACCAAACUCCUAGUAAUUUAAAUUUGUAUGAUCAUACUCAUCCUAGGUUUUAUGGUUCGAACCAUGGUGUGAAUAUGAAUCGUCAAGUUCCAUUUCAAUACCAAACUUCUACCUUAUGUGAUCAGAAUCAGCCUAGGUUCUAUGGUUCGAGCCAGGAUAUGAAUACAUGUUUGAGUCAUGAUCAUGGUAUGAAUCAGCCUAGGUUCUAUGGUUCGAGCCAGGAUAUAAAUACAAGUUUGACUCAUGGUCAAGGUAUGAAUCAGCCUAGGUUCUAUGGUUCGAGCCAGGAUAUGAAUACAGGUCUGACUCAUGAUCAGGGUAUGAAUCAGCCUAGGUUCUAG